CAUAUGUCACCUCCUACGAAAUUCAGAAUCUAUAGAGCAAAAUAUAGAAUACAACUUACUCUGUACUUCUAAUUCAAACAAAAUAUUUAACUGAGAGGCGAUUCAUGUGAUACACUCGAUCAUGAACCUACAAGUUGUAGUUUGUUUUUAUUUGACUACCUUAAUAUGUUUGACGUGUGUAGACGGAAUAAAUGACAAGAUAAGCCCAAAUGAGAGUGUUCUAAAUGAAAAGAUUAACCCACACUUAGAUGUUAUAGAUGGGAAAGCCAGCACAUAUAUUCAAAGCAGAUCUUCUAAAGAAUUACAGUAUUCAUUGCCUUACGUUAGAGAAAUGUAUUUUCCGAUGUAUUCAGGAAAAGAGAUCGUUAUCGAAGGAGUUAUCCAAGGAAAUGCUACAAACUUCACCACUCUACUUUGCCAAACAAUUUCUUGUGAUAGUAUUUUGCCCUUAUCAUUACACAUUGACUUCAAAGAUAAAAAAAUGAUUAGGUCUUCCUAUUACUAUGCUGGUGUAAUGAAAAUGAAAGAAGAUUAUGGUAUUCUAGCACUAGAACCUGGAAAUCCAUUUAUACUGCAAAUAAAAAUUACAGACUCAAUGUUUCAGAUUCUUGUUGACGGUGACAUAUUUGUCACUUCCCCAAACAAAAUGCCCAUAUUCUAUGUCAAAUAUGUUUAUGUCUCCGGCCAAAUUGCAUUAAACUGGAUUCUUUUCUCAUUAUACAAAGCUGCUAGUCGUGUGAAUAUUGAAAGACAUCAAGGCGGUGAAAAAAUUGUCGUCGAUGGAUACCCAACUGCAGAUAACUCAGAGUAUAAGAAUAUCGAUAAAUAA
Molecule: messenger RNA, 829 nt
Organism: Physella acuta
Lineage: Eukaryota; Metazoa; Mollusca; Gastropoda; Physidae
Molecular function (GO): carbohydrate binding
Source: RefSeq, a predicted model, not a curated record